UCCGGGCACCGAGUGUCCCUGGUAGGACCUGCUGCUGCCCGGGAAGGGCGGCGGCCGUCUGAUUACUCAACUCUCGACGUACUAGUGGGUCCUCCCAGUCCCCUCCCCUCAGCGGGUAAACAAACACCAGCGCGUGACUUGACAGGCUUGAAAACAAGCUUCAGCCGCUUAGAAAAGUUGCUUCUUUCGCUUCUCUUUCCGUAAACUUCUUUUCCGACUUCACGUUUUGGCGCACCCCCCCCCCCCACUCGCCCUGCGUGUUUGGGGGGCGGGAGGUGAAUUUAAGAUAAAACCAUUGAAAUGCUGUUUGUGGGGACAAACAUACAUCACUUUUUGCAAUAAUUUUGCAAAACAGUACUUAAUUAGGCUUAAAAUGUCAAACUAUACUGAAAGGUAUACAGCGAGAAGUUAAUAUUUCCCUUCCACCUUGCCGUACUCCUUCCACUGGAAAGUUUCUUGGGCAUUUUCUCAGAUGCCUUUUAUAUGUUUUACUGACUGUGUGUACAAACAACUGGGCGCAACUCUGUGCUGCCUGUUUUAUUCACAUUAACAUCUCCGUCGGCACGGCAAGGUCUGCCUGGCUCGUCUUCCCUCUGUGCGGCCUGAUCGCCUAAGAAGUGUCCCCAUUUCAGAGACGAGGGUCCUUGGGGCUCAGCUCUGCGACUUGGCCCUGCUGCGUGAGCUCAGGAGUUCGGAGCUGCGCCUUCCCGGCGGGCGGGGCGGCAUUUCCUGCCCGGCGCUGACUCGCCGGCAACGCGCGCGCGGCUUUUAGACGCUGGGAGGACGCGGCGCGGCGGUGUAGGCGUUGAACUGCUGGGUCUUUUCUCAACUCCGCGAGGCGGCGGCUGGCGGCGCGAUGGACCUGGCCGGACUCCUGCUGGACGAAGAAGGCACCUUCUCUCUCUCUGGCUUUCAAGACUUCACGUUCCUCCCAGGACACCAGAAGCUGAAUGCUCGGAUCCGAAGGAGACUGUACUAUGGCUGGGACUGGGAGGCGGACUGCAGCCUGGAGGAGCUCUCUAGCCCCGUGGCAGACAUUGCAGUAGAACUGCUCCAGAAAGCAGCCCCCAGUCCUAUUCGUCGACUCCAGAAGAAAUAUGUAGCUCAUGUGUCACGGGAGGCAUGCAUUUCCCCGUGUGCCAUGAUGCUAGCUCUCGUGUACAUUGAGCGACUGCGGCACCGAAACCCGGACUACCUGCAGCAUGUGUCAUCCUCAGACUUGUUCUUGAUCUCCAUGAUGGUGGCCAGUAAGUACCUCUAUGACGAAGGGGAGGAGGAGGAGGUUUUCAAUGAUGAAUGGGGAGCUGCUGGAGGUGUGGCUGUGCCCACUCUCAAUGCCUUGGAGAGGAGCUUUCUGCGUGCCAUGGACUGGAGUCUGUACACUGACCCUCGGGAGAUCUUUGAGGUGCUGAGCUGGCUGGAGAGUUGUGUGGCUGAGCAGCAGGGUCGACGGCGGGGCUGGUACACCUACACAGACUUGUGUGUGCUGCUGGAGCAACCGACCUGGCAGCUGGCCCUGGGCUCCCUCUGUCAGAGGCUGGUUAAGUUGUCCUGCCUGUUAGCCAUGGCAUACGUGAGCAGUGUGGCCCUGGCUGUGGCAUCGGUGGCUGUAAUACACCAGUCCUUGGGGCUGUCUUGCAGUCCCCCACCUGGCCCUCCCGACCUUGGACUGACCUCCAAGGGCCUCUUGGAGCCUUGUAUACCAACUCCUGUGCCACAGUGCCUGCCAUCUUCUGUUAACAUCUCCACCUGCAUGGAAGGCGACGCAGGGCUGCGUUCACUCUGGGGCAGUCUUUUGGCCUCACUGACCCCCCUGCCCCUGCCUCCCCCAGACCCCCCUGCCCCUCCCACGCUUCUCCAUAAUUGCCCCCUUUGCCAGAAGGUCCAGAGAGACUCCCCAACCUGCCGUGCGUGCCACCACCCCAACCGUUCGGUGCCCACUGGGCCUCCCAACUCCUGGUACCACACGCAUGGCCUGGCUCCACCUUGGCCCUGGAGCCCAGUGACCCCUCCGCUCCCCCAUCCCCAGCAGUGUUCUCUUUUCAGUGUCAUGGAGCUGGCUCGUCUGAAGUCUUUCAUUUUCCCAGGCUAGGUAGAGCUCUGAGAGUGCAUUAAGAGGAUUUGGGAGUCCCUGAGAACCUGGAAGAGGAAAGUUUGACUUAGAUCCUCACUACCUCUCUGGGUCCUUGGCUGGUCCCGGUCCUCCUGAGUAAGAGUUUAGGGGAUUGUGGGGCAGAAAGGCUAAAGGUUGUUCACUCUCCUGGACCUCAAUGACUGGUUGGCCAGGGCAGUGAUGGUGUCAAGGAAAACUUCAGCUUGGUGACCAGGGGCAUGUCACAAAUGGCAGAAGAGAAACCGCAUCUCUGGUUCCCCAGGGCUCUUCUAGGCUUUUGCUUUUGAGUUUCCUUGGGUGGAAAGGUAAAUGUUGGGAGAUGGGGGAACUGGGGCGAGGGGAGAAAGGAAAUGACAUGGGCCUGUGUGAUGUCCCAGAGAGAAGAGCCGGGACUGAUGGGACCAAGGUGAAAGCUGCUUAGGGAAAUCUGGGUGAGUCAGGAAAGCCUUUCUACACCCAUAGACUGCUGGGACCUUGACCUUCUAUCUCCAACCUCUUAGUACCCUCCUCUGCAGCUCCUCUCUUCUGAUUUCUCUCCAGGUGUUCUCUUCACAGGCCUUUCUAGCCAUUGCUUUGUAUCUGGGUUUUUCAUGCUUUUAUAGAACUGAGAUUUCAAAUAAACAGUUUCAGUUGCA
Messenger RNA from Sciurus carolinensis (gray squirrel), 2748 nucleotides. RefSeq names its product cyclin Pas1/PHO80 domain containing 1 (gene Cnppd1). Gene Ontology annotation, molecular function: cyclin-dependent protein serine/threonine kinase regulator activity; protein kinase binding. Gene Ontology annotation, cellular component: nucleus; cyclin-dependent protein kinase holoenzyme complex. NCBI's taxonomy places the organism in Eukaryota, Metazoa, Chordata, Mammalia, Rodentia, Sciuridae. The record is from RefSeq and is a predicted model, not a curated record. Gene Ontology annotation, biological process: regulation of cyclin-dependent protein serine/threonine kinase activity. The transcript has 9 exons. The coding region runs from base 857 to 2092 and encodes 411 amino acids.